AUGCUCAUUAAUAAUAGUGUACCCAACAGACGUCAUUUGGGUCAUGUGGUCAGAGUGCUUGCUGCUCCUCACCAGGAACUCCAGGGAUCCCAGGAAUCCCUGGACCCGCGGGAUCACCUGGCAAUCGUGGGACCUGAAGGACCCACAGGCCCAAGAGGAAACACAGGUGAUAAAGGAUCUCGUGGAAAGCAGGGACCUAAAGGAGAUACAGGACCCUCGGGUUCGACGGGCCUACCAGGAAACAAAGGUGAACUGGGCAUCCCAGGACGCCCUGGACCCGCAGGACCAUCCGGUAAACAAGGACCUAAAGGAACAAAGGGACCAACAGGAAACAAAGGGGACAAAGGAACGCAAGGAUUUAAAGGGAGACACAGGACCCUCGGGACCAGCGGGUCAAGCAGGAAGCAAAGGUGAACCAGGUGCUCGAGGUAUCCAAGGUCCUCAGGAACCCUCCGAAGUAAUUGGAAACAGUGUGUAUUUAAGAGUAUAAAUGAUAACAGAGACAAUGGUUUGAUCAAGGUAAGCACUUAAGGUGGCUCGAUACAGUUUUCCAGGGCCAAUACCUCCCAAGUUUGAGCAUAAACUACGUCGCCAUAAACAAAGUUUUGAAAAAUUGGCACGACAGUUGUACUAGAUAAAGAUGAAAAUUUGUUGUGAUCAGGGUUGCAACGACAUCGGAAUUGUCAUAGCAACGAAAUGACGCUAUUACUAUUUUACUUACAGCAGUAUAUAUCGGCACUGGGAACUGUUCUUCCAAAAUCAUUCACGGAAGCUUUUUCUCCAAUAGCUACCUCGAUGUCAGUGAAGUUUGAGCGAAAUCUGUAAGAGCGUUAUCGAGAUACUUUGGGAUAAAGAUUUCGUGGUUAGAAAUACGGUAAAAAUGGACAAUCUCUAUGUUCGGCUGUUAUCUGUAGAAAACGAAGCGCUUUUGACAUGCAAUUAAUUUCACCUCAUAGUAGUUUCAAUCUUUUAAAAACCUGUGUGAAAGAUCAUGGAGAUAGCUCCAGCCGAUUGCUAGAAAGAAAGAUUUGAUUAGUAUGUAUCCAGGCGCUCUUGUUAGCGGUUUUUGAAUAUUUUAGUCUACAUUAACAAACUAGCAAUUUUUUUUUAAACCGCUCGAUAGAUUUUUUUUAAAAAUUUAAGAUUCUUAAGAUUAACCCUCCUUUAUAUGACCUUUUAGUUUCAAGAUUAUUGAUAUAUUGUAAUGCAGUAAAAUAAGGGUUCCAAUUCAAAAUUUUGGCUGAAAUUUUGUGUUUACAAGUGUGAACUUCUCAUUAUUCAGGUAUUGUUUCCAAGUUUCAUAUUUUCGUGCACAACAAUAGCUAGCAUUUUGCAUAUGUCAAAUGCAUUGUUAGUUACUGCUGUUCACGUGAAAAUGAAACUUGGAGACAAUGCCUUGAAUAAUGAGAGGCUUUCUUGUAAUGACGAAACUUUCGAUAAAAAGUAGCGAAUUGUAUCCGUUAUUUUACUGCCUUACAAUGUAACAAUAACCUUGAAACUAAAAGGUCGUAUGAAAGGAAGGUUAAUCACAAGAACCCUAAAUAUUUUAAAAAUCUAUCGAGCGGUUUAAAAAUAAAUCGCUAAUUUGAUAAAGAAGACCAAAUGUUUACAAAAACCGCUAACAAGAGCGCUUCGAAACAUACUAAUCAAACCCUUCUUUCUAGCAAUCGGUUGGAGCUAUCUAAAUGAUCUUUCACACGUUUUUUAAAAGAUUGAAACUGCUAUGAGGUGAAAUUGCAUGUCAAAAGCGCUUCGUUUUCACAGAUAACAGCCGAACAUAGAGAUUGUCCAUUUUUUACCGUAUUUCUAACCACAAAAUCUUUAUCCCAAAAUAUCUCGAUAACGCUGUUACAGAUUUCGCUUUAACUUCACGAACAUCGAGGCAGCUAUUGGAGGAAAAAGCUCCUGUGAGCGAUUUUGGAAGAACAGUUCCCAGUGCCGAGAUAUACUGCUGCAGUGAAAUAGGUAAUAGCGUCAUUUCGUUGCUAUGACAACUCUGAUGUCGUUGCAAAACCUGAUCAUAACAAUUUUUUCAUCUUUAUCUAAUACAACUGUGUUGGCAAUUUUUCCAAAAACUUUGUUUAUGGCGACGAAGUUUAUGCUCAAACUUUGGAGGUAUUGACCCUGAAAAACUGUAUCGGGCCACCUUAACUCUUAAUAGAUUUAUGCCACUGACUGUUACGCUUUUUGUCUUUGGAUAUAGGUGAAUCGCCCUGACAAGAUUUCGUAUAUUCCUGCAAAUAAACACGGAUAAAUAUUAUUGAACUGGGGAAAGUAAAGUCUUGAUGCUUAAAGACUGCUCUAGAACGAACCCCAACUUUUAAUAACUUACGAUUCAACUCAACACUUUUUUAAGCCAUACCUUUUGCUAAUCUUACAUUUCAUUAAAGGCUAUUAUUACUCAGAAUUAAAAUUUCUUUCAAUAUUAUUUUAGGAAGUAAGUCAUAUAACCAUAGAUAGAAUAGCACCAUAGCACUGUCAUACAACCACAGAUUAAAAGCUAUACGCUUUUUAAAGCAUUGGCAGAUAAAAAAGAAAAGAGGAAGAAGAUAAAUGCUACAAAUCAUCACGAGACCGUUAACUUAGGCCAUUAUAAAAAUGUUCAAUUUAAGCGUUAUUUCAGACGUGAAAAAAACAGCGUACAGAUGACAGAUGAGUAAGAAAGCAAAGAUUAAUUAAUAAGAGCCAAUAAAAUGGCAUGAAAGCUCUUUAAACGCCAUACAUACGAGGUUUAGCUCAGUGAACAUUUCUCGCCAUGUCUUUAAAAAUUUCCUGAAGUACAACAAGGGAAACAGCUGACAAUUUAUUGGUCAACUGAGACAUGUUCUAACCAAUCAUCAGGAAGCUCAACGUGUUAUAGCAUCAUGUCAUUUAUUAGCCUCGGACGCGGCCUUUUCAUGUCAUACUGCGCAAAAACAGAUGCCUUUUGUAUAAGCAACCAUGUUAAAUAUUGGUCGAUAUAAAAAUCCCUGAUAUCCGUAUUUACUAUACAGGUAACGAGGAAGAAGAUAAACGCCACAAAGCUUCACCAGGCCGUUAGGCCACUAUAUGAAUUUUCAAUUUAGGCGUUAUUUUAAUCAUUCCAUAGGAAUGUAUUUUCAAGAAAACAUCCGACAAUACAGCCUUGCGAGUCUUCUGGAAUGGCGAUUUCCGUGUCACUAACUGCCACGCCUGCUGCCAUCGGUGGUACUUUACCUUCAAUGGUGCAGAAUGCUCGUCCCCGGCAGCCAUUGAUGGUGUAUUUUUAGUGUAUCAUAGCACUAACGCGAAAAAGAAUCCACAUCGCCCACGUCACAUCGAAGGAAUCUGCGAGAAGCUCCAUAAGGGCACGGUCCGCGUGGGAUUCUGGGUCGGUAAGUGUGGUCUUGGUUACAAAACUGGCGACGCGUAUACAGGCUGGAACUCAGUCUCCAAGAUCUACAUAGAAGAGGUGGCUCCCCCACAGCCGUAA
Molecule: messenger RNA, 3451 nt
Organism: Porites lobata
Lineage: Eukaryota; Metazoa; Cnidaria; Anthozoa; Scleractinia; Poritidae
Source: the annotation of a GenBank genome assembly